Messenger RNA from Sorex fumeus (smoky shrew), 1039 nucleotides. It is a transcript of the gene P2RY13, whose product is annotated as purinergic receptor P2Y13. Gene Ontology annotation, biological process: negative regulation of adenylate cyclase activity; G protein-coupled receptor signaling pathway. The coding region runs from base 14 to 1039 and encodes 341 amino acids. The record is from RefSeq and is a predicted model, not a curated record. Gene Ontology annotation, molecular function: G protein-coupled purinergic nucleotide receptor activity. Lineage: Eukaryota; Metazoa; Chordata; Mammalia; Eulipotyphla; Soricidae. Gene Ontology annotation, cellular component: membrane. The transcript has a single exon.
GCCCGUGGAUGCCAUGAACGCGUCGGAGGCCGCGGUGAACGCCUCGGUGCCAAGGGGCUUCAACGGGUCCGAGCGGUGCCCGCGGGACGCGCGCAUGGCCCAGCUGGUGUUCCCGGCCGCUUACACCGCCCUCUUCCUGGCCGGGAUCCUGCUCAACAGCCUGGCCCUCUGGGUGUUCCUGCACAUCCCGAGCAGCUCCACCUUCAUCGUCUACCUCAAGAACACGCUGGUGGCUGACCUGCUCAUGGCCCUCACGCUGCCCUUCAAGAUCCUCUCGGACGCGCGCCUGGGCCCGUGGCAGCUGCGGGCCUUCGUGUGCCGCUUCUCGGCCAUCGUCUUCUACGAGGCCAUGUACGCGGCCAUCAUCCUGCUGGGUCUCAUCGCCUUCGACCGCUGCCUCAAGAUCCUCCGGCCCUUCGGCAAGUUCUUUGUGCAGAAGCCGGCCUUCGCCCGGGCCGUCUCGGCGCUCACCUGGACCUUUCUCGUCGCCCUCUCGCUGCCCAACGUCAUCCUGACCGACCGGGAGGCCAUGCCGGCCACGGUGCGCAAGUGCGCCGCCCUCAAGGGGCCCCGAGGGCUGGCGUGGCACCAGCUGGUCAACGACGUCUCGCAGGCCAUCUUCUGGACGGUGCUGGCGCUCAUGCUGCUCUUCUACGCCGUCAUCGCCAGGAAGGUCUACGAGUCCUAUCGCAGGUCCCGGAGCCGGGACAGCAGGAGCCAGAAGAAGGUGGAGGGGAAGGUGUUCGUGGUGGUGGCCGUCUUCUUCGUGUGCUUCGCCCCGUACCACUUCGCCCGCAUCCCCUACACCCACAGCCAGACCCACGGCGCCGCCGCCGACUGCCGGCUGCAGGACCGGCUCUACCUCGCCAAGGAGAGCACGCUCUUCCUGGCGGCCACCAACAUCUGCAUGGACCCCCUGAUCUACAUCUUCCUGUGCAGGAAGUUCACGGACAGACUGCCAUGCUGGAAACGGAGACGGCCCGCAGUCCCUGGCCCAGAAAACCACAGCACCCAGACGGACAACAUGACCCUCAGCUGA